Messenger RNA from Mycena citricolor, 446 nucleotides. The record is from the annotation of a GenBank genome assembly. Lineage: Eukaryota; Fungi; Basidiomycota; Agaricomycetes; Agaricales; Mycenaceae.
CAAGCUUUCAGCUCGCUUGUCCUUGGCAUUCAGCGUCUUAACGGGCGUCGAGGCCCGAGAUUCCGUCACAGCUCUAUGCAGGCUGUCAAUUUGGCGCUGCAAGUCAACAAAACGUUCCUCAAUGCUCUGGUCAUCGCACCCAGAGGCGUUUCCAUUAUGCAUAUUCAAAUUCUGCUCCGACAAGAUGGUGGUCAGAGAUCUGCGGCUGUCAUGCCGAACCGAGACAGACGGCGUUCGCAAACGCAGCGCGCUGAGCAUCAAGAUCAUGCUCAGACAACUGGUCCGACAGACCUCCCCAGUUACGAGGAUCAGGACCCUUGUCCUUUGAACGAUGGGAUGGGCCAACAUCGCAGGGGACGGCCGGGCUGACUUGGGCUGGGGACAGGUAGAUCGACUCUAACACCUGAAGGGAGGACGAGAACGGAACGGGGGACGUCUCACUGUUU